AUGAGUGCCGACCGCGUCUUCUCGGAGGGCGAUGGCGCCCCAUCGUUAGCGCUGCAGAUUGGCGGGGCGCCGCUUGCCGACGUCCUCGCCGACAUGAUGCGGCUGAUACGCUCUCAGGCGGCGGAGCUGGCGACGCUGCGCCGCACCGCGGAGGAGGGGAUUGCCCGUAGCGAGUGUGGUUUGAAGCGGCACGGCGAGGUGCUAAAUAGCCUCUCUGCGGACCUGCGGCUUCAGGUCCGCCCCAUCCACCACCACGCUCAGCCGUCCAUGCCAACCAUGGCGGAUGCCGUGGCGAAUGUGGAGUGCCGGCUUGGGCGGGUUGAGCGGGCAAGGAAGGUGGAGCUUGCCGAGCAGCUCAGUGAGGUGACGGCGAAGAGGCUUAUAGCCACGUUUUACAACCCCUGGCUGCUCCACCGAACGAGGCGUGUCAGGAGUUAUUUACUGCUGGCAGACACAAGGAAAACCAUGCUGCGGCGAUACUUGCGGCGAUGGAAGCGCUAUGUUUCACUCCGUGGGAGGCAACUGGCUCGGCGGCGCCACCUCACUGGGCUCGUCGCGGCGCAGGGGCGGCGGUUGUUGCUUAGGUAUUGGUGUCAGUGGAUCCACGCUGCGGCGUCCAAGUCACAGGCGCGCUUGCAGCGGCGGAUUUCCGCCGCCGCCGCCGCCGACGCGGUGCUUCGCCUCACCUGUCGUGGAAUUGCACGACGCUACCUGCGUGCCUGGGUGCGGUUUUCAGAGUCCACCAGGAAUGUCAAUGGCCGGGCCCGUGGGGCACUCCUCUUGGAGCAAAAAACGGCUAGGCUUCUGGCAGGGGGCUACUUUCGGAAGUGGAUUGACACCCACCGCCGGCGCCGUAUCCCCGCAAUGCGUCUCAAGGCGUUGGAUGUGCUGCGAGUGAAGCUAUGCCGCAACCUGGCCAGCUCCUACUUCAGGGCGUGGCGCGAUAUUCUUCCGCACCGGCGUCAACGGCGUCGUAUUAUCCGUCUCAUUCCGCAUUUGCAUCACACCAGCCUCGCUGCGUUGGCGCGGCGCUACUUUUCUCGCCUCUACGCCUUUCGACUUGUGCGCCGUGAGGCACGCGUGGUGGCGACGCUGGAGCAACGCCUGAAAGCGCUUAGCGAAAGAGCCGACGGACUUCAGCGACAGCUGGACAUGGGCUUACACACCUUGUCGCAUACCAACAGUGUUCUUGCCAGGGUCGUGGACACAGUUAUGAUUGCCGAGGAGCCGUGCUCCGCCCUGCAGACGCUGUUGCAAGAUGAGACGGUGAUGAAUUUACCGACAGUGCCCUCAGUGGGAGAAACCGAAGGCCAUCCGGAAGCCUCGUCCUCCCCACUCGCUGCGAAGCCUCACAGCUGCGGGGAGUCAGCGCCUGCUACGGGGCCGGCGCAGCAAUCGAAUGAUGAGAAUCGCUGCAGCAGUGCGAGCGAGGUGCUUCGGAGCCUGCGUGCUCGUCUAGAAAAGACGUACAAAGUGGCUAGAAACGAAGCGUAG
Molecule: messenger RNA, 1494 nt
Organism: Trypanosoma conorhini
Lineage: Eukaryota; Euglenozoa; Kinetoplastea; Trypanosomatida; Trypanosomatidae
Exons: 1
Coding region: 1-1494 (497 amino acids)
Source: RefSeq, a predicted model, not a curated record